This is a messenger RNA of Paramisgurnus dabryanus, 10490 nucleotides long. RefSeq names its product eyes shut homolog (gene eys). The record is from RefSeq and is a predicted model, not a curated record. Gene Ontology annotation, molecular function: calcium ion binding. Gene Ontology annotation, cellular component: signaling receptor complex; plasma membrane; cell surface. Gene Ontology annotation, biological process: Notch signaling pathway; axon guidance. Lineage: Eukaryota; Metazoa; Chordata; Actinopteri; Cypriniformes; Cobitidae.
AUGAGUGAGCGAGAGCUGCUUAUCAGUUUCUUUCUGCUCAGCUGUUUCAUGGGUGGCACCAUCUAUAGCCAUGCAACCUGCCGUAGGGCUGCAUCACAUGAGUGGCACAACCUGCCAGAAAACAUCAGCGUGAGGUGGACCCCCACUGAGGAGACCUGCAGCAACUUCACUCAGUGCUGGAAGAUGGACAGAUUCUGGUGGACAACCGGGUCAUACCGCUUCCCUCAGCUGUGCCCACUGGAGCUUCAACUUGGAGAUGUAAUGUCCGUGUCUCUCGACGGAGCGCUAGAGCGACUCGGUGUCUAUCUGAUCAAUGCAUCCAAAGAGGAGUUUGACAACUGCUCGGUUUUAGAGCCACGAAAGGAUCAGGUGGUGUUUGCCAGCGAUAUGAAUGGUACUCGGAAGGUAGAUCCAAAAUGGCUGACGUCCGGGAUGAAUUAUUUCACAGUUGUACGCAGAGGCAGCAGUCAUCUGUGCAGACUCGGCCUGCGUGUCGCCGUUCUUGUCAAACCUCAAUGUUGCAGAAGCUCACCUCUCCUCCGCCUGUGUUCUGGAAACGGUAAAUGCAGAGCUACGUUCAGUGAUGAUACAUACAGCUGUCAGUGCCGGGAGCGUUACUCAGGACGCUAUUGUGAAAAUUUUAAUGGAUGCCACAAAGAGCCGUGCUUAAAUGGAGGCACCUGUUUGAGCAGACGAACGGCCUACACGAAUAUCCCUCCUUAUGAAUGUCUUUGUCCUGCCCAAUUCACAGGUGAGGAGUUUUAGGUGUUUUGCUCUGAAAUCAUUGGACAUCAGAACUGCAGCAAAAGAUGCAAGAAAGGAACUUGUCAACAAAUAUCAUCAACUUCCUACAAAUGCGAGUGCAUGUUUGGAGGUAACACAGGUGCUUACUGUGAGCAAAAGAGGCUUCUCUGCGAUUCGAACCCGUGCAGGAACGAUGGUCGCUGUGAGGAGACUGUUAAUGGAUAUGUUUGCAGAUGCCCCGGGGGCUUCACAGGCUUCAACUGUGAGACCACCACUGAUGUUGACAGCUACUGCAAGUCUAACGGGUGUCAAUUGGAUGAAGUCUGUGCUGUGGACAAACCUAAUUCAUCAUGCAUUUGUGUGGGCCUGGAGUGCAGCGAGCAGCCGGAAGUGUGUGGCACGCUGCCCUGUUUCAAUGGUGGCACCUGUGUGGCACAGAACGGCCAGUUUCACUGCAGAUGCCGACGAGGCUUUUCCGGAAAGAACUGUGAGGAGAUAAUUGACUUCUGCAAGGAGCUCAGUAUUAGCUGUCUAAAUGAGGGAUUGUGCCUUAACUUAGUCGGAGGAUAUCAUUGUCUCUGUGCACCAGGAUGGACGGGGGAGUUCUGUCAGUACUUGGAUAACGCGUGCUUAACCUAUCCAAACAGAUGCUUGAACGGAGCUACAUGCAUCAGUAUGAGUCAGCCGAGUUUGCCCCCGCACUAUACGUGCACCUGUCUCCCUGGAUACACAGGUCGCCACUGCGAGGAUGAAAUAAAUGAGUGUGACUUCAACCCAUGUCAGCACCGGGGAACGUGCACGGACUUGGUCGGUUACUACAAAUGUUCAUGUCCUUCAGGAUUCACAGGUGUUGACUGUGAGAUUGACAUUGACGCCUGCUCUCUUCCCAACAUCACCUGCCCUCUCGGGACAGUCUGUGUGGAUUUACCCGGUGACCUGCUCCAUACGUGUCACGCUCCAUGCCCUCCAUACCUACAGCCAUGUGCCAAUGGAGGACGUUGUGUUCUUAACAACAUCAGCAGUUACAGUUGUGUUUGUACACCUGGAUGGACCGGGCCGACCUGCUUGGUCAAUAUAAAUGAGUGCACCCGGCACAGGUGUCAGAACGGUGCCACCUGCGUGGAUGAGGUCGGUGGGUACAGAUGCCUUUGUGGUUACGGAUAUGCUGGAGUCCACUGCGAACUCGACAUUGACUUCUGCAUCGGACAUCAAUGUUCAGAACACGGCGUCUGUUUGGGUCGACGGCACAACUGCACCUGUCAAUGCAUGCUGGGAUACGAGGGAACGUUCUGCGAGCUUGAGACAGAUGAAUGCAAAAGUUUUCCUUGUGCCAGUGGUGCCACUUGCAUUGACUUGGUGGCAGGAUACCAAUGCCUUUGUAUGCCGGGAUUUAUGGGCAGAAGAUGCUCAGAGAAUAUAAACGAGUGUUGGUCUCAACCCUGCCGUAAUGGGGGCACCUGCAUUGAUCUGGUCAAUGACAACAUUUGUAUCUGUCCAAUCGGGUUCACGGGACACGACUGCUCAAUGCCAGCUGAGGGCUGCACCUCCAACACGUGUGACGCUAAGGGCACAUCUAUGUGUGAAGAACAGGACGGCAGUUUUAAGUGCACGUGUCACCACGGCUAUACAGGACGUUUGUGCGAAGCGUCCAUCAGCCGAUGCGUAGACGGACUGUGCCAUCACGGAUCAAAGUGCGUGGAUGUUCCUCAGGGGUUUCUUUGUGAAUGUUUGCCCGGGUUAAGAGGACGCUUCUGUGAAGAAAAUAUUGACGAGUGUUUGGAUAAGCCCUGUGGUUUGCUCAGUAUCUGCAAAGAUGGUAUCGACGGCUAUGACUGUUUCUGUGCACCUGGGUUUGUCGGUAAUAACUGUGAGAUUGAAGUAAAUGAGUGUCUAAGUCAACCCUGUCAGAACGGCGCUUUCUGCUUUGAUGAGUUGAACACCUUCAGAUGUGUCUGCCCUGCCGGAUCCACAGGCAAUUUAUGUGAAAUCAACAUAGAUGAAUGCCAGUCCUUACCCUGCAGGAACGACGGCACAUGUUUGGACAUCUCAAAUGGAUUUAAAUGCAUCUGCCCUAUAGGUUUCACUGGUCCUGAAUGUUCACUGGAUGUCGAUGAGUGCGUCUCAUAUCCCUGUAAGAAUGGAGGCACCUGCAUUGACCGGCCGGGUAAUUACUACUGCCGAUGUGCGGCUCCAUUUAAAGGGAUUAACUGUGAGUUUCUGCCCUGUGAGGCCGGUAAUCCGUGUGAUAAUGGGGCCGAGUGUGUGGAGGAGGCCGAUCCUCUGCUCUUCCCUCUGGGCUUCAGGUGUCGAUGUCCACGGGGUUUCACCGGGACCCGCUGUGAGAUCAACAUAGACGAGUGCAGCUCCGACCCCUGUCUGCAUGGCUUCUGUCACGACAUUGUGGAUGGUUUUUAUUGCUUGUGUAAUCCUGGUUACGCUGGAUUGAGAUGUGAGCAGGACAUCAACGACUGCACCAACAACAUGUGUGAAAACAACUCAACUUGCCUGGAUCUCCAUCUGAGUUACAGCUGUCUCUGUCUGCCAGGCUGGGAGGGGGAGUUCUGUCAACGGGAGAGCGACGAGUGUUCAUCAAAACCCUGCAAAAACAACGGCACCUGUACGGACCUCCUCAACGAUUACAGGUGCAGAUGCCCGCGUGGCUGGUCAGGCGUGGACUGUGGUGAGGAUAUAAAGGAGUGUGCAUCCUCUCCCUGCCUCAACGGGGCACAUUGUCUGGAGUCUGACAUCCCAGGGGAGUUCUCCUGCACCUGCCCUCCUUUCUUUAUCGGCUCCCUCUGCGAACAUCGCUAUGACCCCUGCGACCCGCACCGUAACCCCUGCCAGCACGACUCGGCCUGCCGCGGGCGCUCAGACGGAACCGUUCUCUGUGUUUGUCCAACCGGCUUCGAGGGAACUCGCUGUGAAAUUGAUAGUGAUGACUGCGUGUCCAGACCUUGUCAGAACCAAGGCCAUUGUGUGGAUGGGGUCAACAGUUACAGCUGUUUCUGCAAGCCGGGUUUUUCAGGCCGACACUGUGAGCAAGACAUCGAUGAGUGCACUUCCGACCCCUGCCAGAACAAAGGCGCCUGCCAAGACCUUGAGAACGGUUUCAGAUGUCUCUGUGUCCCGGGAUACUUCGGACCAUUUUGCAACCUGGAUGUGAACGAGUGUGAAUCUUCCCCUUGCCUCCACGACGGCGUGUGCAUCAACAAGCCCGGGGGCUUCAUAUGUGUCUGCCCUGACGGCUUUUCAGGUACAUGGUGUGAAGUGAACAUCGACGAGUGCAAAUCUAAUCCCUGCGGAUUCAACGGGAGAUGCAUUGACGGUCGUAACGGUUACCGGUGUGUGUGCUCCAGAGGCUUCAUGGGCCAUCACUGUGAGAGAAAUAUUGAUGAGUGCUCAUCCGGUCCUUGUGUUCAUGGGAGUUGUGUGGAUGAAGCUGACGGGUACAGCUGUCUGUGUGAGGUCGGAUGGUCCGGAGACAGAUGUCAGAUCAACAUUAAUGAGUGUGAGACUCAUCCGUGUCUUAAUGGAGGCUCUUGUGUGGACCUUCUGGACAAAUAUGCCUGCAUCUGCCCAGAUGGUUUUACUGGGAGGAUCUGCGACAUUGACCAGAAUGUGUGUCUGCAGCAGGCCUUCUGUAUUAAUGGAGGCACAUGUAUGGAUGGACCAGGAGCCAACUUCACUUGCAGCUGCCUGCCAGGUUUUGUGGGAGAUUUCUGUGAAGUUGAGAUUAAUGAGUGCUGCUCUGAGCCGUGCUUUCAUGGAGCCAUAUGCCAAGACCUCAUCGAUGGCUACCAAUGUCACUGUCAACCAGGUUGGACAGGCUUUCACUGUGAAGAUGACAUUAAUGAGUGCUUACUGCAACCAUGCAACCAGGGAAUGUGCAUGCAGAAUGAGCCUGGCCACGGUUACACCUGCUUCUGUCGGCCUGGAUUUGUGGGGAAGAACUGUGAAUAUAAUUACAAUGACUGCUUAAUCCAGUCCUGCCCUGAUGCGUUUUCCUGUGUGGACGGCAUCAACAAUGUGACUUGUGUGCCUGUGGAUACUGACACGCCCCCUGCCCCUCCCACCUCUGUUGUGCCGUGGAGACCCUCAGAAUUACAGCCCACUUUAGCUCCUGUGGAGAACUUGCAAAGCAUUGAGCGGCCAAGAGAUAUUAUCUUUGGGCGAUAUUUCGGGAAUUCCUUUCUGGAGUUUGAGGGCAUUGAACUUGGUGCCGUGUUUAGUUUCACAGUAAGAUUUCAGACUGAAGCUCGAGAUGGAGCGCUGCUUUAUUUGGAUCAGGGCACCGAUCCCAGAGGUGACUUUUUCAUCAAACUCUACAUUUCCCUUGGAACGCUGCAGUAUGAUUUUUCCUGUAACCGAAGGGAGAAAGUUGAAAGAAUCAAUACAACACAGCAGGUUGCUGAUGGAAAUGAAUAUGUGGCAUUUUUCAGACAACAUCUUGCUCCAUGUGAGGCUGAAGUUACUUUGAUUGGAUUUGGGACCGUAAGACGUAACCAGAACAAUUACACAUCACCUUUGGUUUUACCAUUGAGGACCAACAAUAUCUUCAUCGGAGGUCUUCCUCUGCGUUAUUCACCUUAUAAGGAAGCCGAGCCUUUUCACAACUACACCGGCUGCAUUGAAAUAAUGGAAAUUAAUAAGCUCGGAGGAUUCGGUGCAGCCCGUGCCGUUGCUGGGAACAAUGUUGACAACUGCGGUCUUUAUUUCCUCACACGUUAUAGAUGGCAUCAUGGCUUACCAGCAAACCCAACAGAUUAUCCCCAUCUGCUCAGCACGAAUGAAAACACAUCUGGUAGACGGAUCAGACUUCCCUCAUCCACCCAGCCUUCGCCCGUUUGCCAGCAGGUGCCAUGUCUCAACGGCGGAUCAUGCUGGCCGGUUUCCCUGCCCAGCGGGGCUUCAUCUUUCUACUGCGAUUGCCCUCUUCACUUCACAGGUCGUCUGUGUGAGAAAGAUACGUCAGUGUUUUUUCCUCAGUUUGAUGGAAGCUCUUUCUUAGAGUUAUCAUCUCUAUGGUCCCUGUCUCAGUCAGACCUUCAAUCCUCUGAGGAGAGCACGACUGUGUAUUUGACAAUGAAGAGCAAGACACCUCAUGGAACAAUUCUCUACUCUCGAGAGCAGAAUUUUGGAGAUCAUUUCCUCCAUGUGUUCCUGCAGAAUGGACGACCCGUGGCCAGAUUGGGCUGUGGUGGUACUCAUGUUUUGAGUUCAAUCGCUCAUCAGAGUAUAAGGAACGACAGCUUGAUGCCGAUUACAGUGAGAUAUGCAUUGCCAUCCAUUGACAAUGGACGACUCUGUAGGAUUGAAAUCGCGGUUGCUAAUGCAAGUGCUAAUGGUCAGCAGAAAUACAUGAAUGAGUCUGAAUCAGAGGUGAAAUUUGGCCCUACAUUCCUGGGUGGGGUCCCAUCUUUCUCAGAUCUCCACCGUAGCAGUGUGAAUGUCUCUGGCUUCAUUGGUUGCAUCCGUGAACUACAGAUUGGCUCCAGAGAGCUGUAUAUCGUGGGUGAAGCCAUCAGAGGCCAAAAUAUUCAAAACUGUGACUCAUCAGUCUGUCAACACCAGCCCUGCCGCAAUGGAGGAACCUGUGUCAGCGACACCGAGAACUGGUUCUGCGUCUGUCCAUCUCUGUAUUCCGGCAAGCUGUGCCAAUUCACCGCCUGCGAGCGUAACCCCUGCGCACGUGGCGCCACCUGCGUACCCCAAACUCGGCUGGAGGCGGCGUGCCUGUGCCCUUACGGGAGGCAGGGUCUCCUCUGCGAUGAGGCUGUUAACAUCACUCGGCCCAGGUUUAGUGGACUCGAUGAUUUCGGAUACUCAUCCUAUGUGGCUUAUCCUCCUAUUCCCAAUAUGAGCCAUUUUUAUGAAUACCAGCUAAAGCUCACCUUUGCCAACAAUGCCUCCGCUUUGAGAAACAACCUCAUUCUGUUUGCCGGACAAAAAGGACAGGGCAUAAGUGGAGAUGACUUCUUGGCAUUGGGUGUGAGGAAUGGCAGGAUUGUUCACAAGUAUAACCUGGGAUCAGGUGUGGCUUCCAUUAUCAGUGAACGCCUGAAUCCGAGGAGAAGCAUUCACACCGUGCACUUUGGAAGAGAUCUCAAAAAUGGAUGGCUGAAGGUUAAUGAGCAGAAGAAGAUGACAGGUGCAUCACCUGGACCACUAACCGGUCUAAACACCUUCAGUCAGCUCUAUGUAGGUGGAUAUAAAGAGUACACACCUCAACUGUUGCCCGCAGGCACUCGAUUUCUGAAGAGCUUUCAAGGCUGCAUUUUUGAUUUGCUGUUUCGGACAAGACGAGAUGGGAAGUUUCAUUCCCCGGGUGGGCAAGAGGGCAGGCCGGUAUCAGGCCGUAAUGUUGGUCAGUGUGGCGUCAGUCCGUGCAGUCUGAUAUCGUGUCAGAACAGAGGAACGUGUGUGGACUCUGGAUCUUCUGUGCACUGUCAGUGUGUGUUUGGAUGGAAAGGUGCUCUGUGCUCGGAGAAAGUAUCGUUCUGUGAUGCUGAACACAUCCCACCCCCCUCCUGCGCUCGCGGCUCCAUCUGCAUCCCACUUCCUGACGGGUACACCUGCCGGUGUCCUUUAGGCACUGCCGGACGCUUCUGCCAGCAAGCUGUAUCUAUUAGCGAUCCUUUCUUCAGUGGGAACGAGUCAUCCUGGAUGUCAUUUCCAAUGGUCAACAUAAGGCACAAAACUCAUCUCCAACUGCAAUUUCAAACACUUUCACCAGAGGGCAUCUUGUUUUAUACAGCACGACAUCUGAGCAGCCGAUCUGGGGAUUUCCUAAGUUUGUCCCUAUCAGCUGGAUUCGUGCAACUCCGCUAUAACCUAGGAAGCCAAACUAUUGUUUUACAGUCUGAAAAUUCUGUCGACGUGACUGGCGUGAGGUGGCACACAUUAAAGGCCGGCAGAAAAGACAACCACGGCUUUCUCAUUCUUGACAACCAGACAGUAAUGAUGAACUCUUCAGACAGCACAAACACUCUGGAUGUUGCCACAGAUAUAUUUAUUGGAGGUGUGUCUUCUUUAAAUGCGGUGUCCCUGAAUGCAAUAGAGAAGGAACCUGUGGGGUUUACGGGCUGCAUUAGAGAGGUCAUAGUCAACGGCCAUGACCUUGACCUUACAGAGACGGGUGCACUUGAUGGAGCUAACGUGGGCGACUGGGACAGAACAGCAUGCGGGUAUAAAGUGUGUUUAAACGGUGGCUUCUGUCGCCCGGUGGGUCUUGAGUCAUUUGUGUGUAUUUGCCCCCUGGCAUGGACCGGUCCCAGGUGCCAACACUCCAUUUACUGCGUCAACAACUCAUGCCAACACAGUUCUCUUUGCGUUCAUAACAUAACUUCGGCUUCAUAUUCCUGCAUGUGUUUAUUAGGAUGGACUGGAGUGUAUUGUGACCAGGAAGUAUGGUUAAAAGUUAUCAAAUUUGUAGGAAAUUCGUAUUUAAAACACAAGGAUCCAAAGUACAACACAAGAAAACUGACGCACAACGAGGUGUCGUUGAAUUUCUCGGCAUCAUCUGGGGAUGGAUUGAUUCUGUGGAUGGGUAAAGCAGAAAGUGAAGAUGAUGAUCAUCUAGCUGUUGGUCUCCAGGACGGCUAUCUCAAGGUUUCGGUCAAUCUCGGCCAGAGGAUCGGUGUUCCUCUCGUCUAUCGUGACGUCACGUUCUGCUGUAACCGGUGGAUUUAUCUCUCCGUUACUCUCAACCGAACAGUCGUCCAGGUUUAUGUUAAUGAGGAGAGAGUCAUUUUUGAAGACGUGGAUCCCUUUGAACAGUGGGUAGCAUUAAAUUACGGAGGUGUGGUUUAUUUUGGAGGAUUUGAAUUGAAUAGAGAUGUGUCAACGGUUACAUCUGGUCUCUUUAAUGAAGGGUUUGUGGGAAGCAUUAAAGAUGUGCUCUUGUAUCAAGACACUAAACAUCAGACGGUUCUACACAGCAGUGAAGCUCUGAAUGUCUAUCAAGGAGAAGAGUAGGAAAAUAAAUGGGCAUGUGUUAAUUUCUUUCUUUGUACCUCAACUAUAAAGACUUUUAUGCUUUAAAGGUGACAGAGAAUGAAAAAAAAAACAUUUUUACUUGUCUUAAUUGAAUAACGGUAGUCUACCCGCAUUCAACAACAUACGAAAAGUGCAAGAACAUUCUGAACAUCUCCGUUUCAUAGAAAUUCCCCCUUUAAAAAUGUCCGCCAGAAGAUGGCCCAAUCUGAAGUUUACAUUCUAUUAAGUGGCAGCCAAUCAGGGUCAAGUGCUUGCAUUUCAUAAUAAGGGUUGCCAGUUAAGCCCGAAGGGACGCCAAAUAGGUGUUUAAAUCCCCCCACUCUAAUUAUGAGAGAGGUUUUUAGGAAGCUUUUAAGGCAAUACAGACCCAACCCAAAACAUUUUGUCUACAUGUCACAUCACAAAACAAGGAAAAAUACCCCGUUCGAUCAUUCUAUGUCACCUUUGACACUUUAGAUUUCCUUUCUACUAAAAACUAUUAUUAAACACAUUAAAUAUUUUCAUUAUUUCACAUGUAAUACUCAUUUUAAGCUGUAGAGGCCGCCAUUAUGUUUCAUGCAUAGCAUGUUCUGGUUUUCACAAAAUAUUACUACAGUUUACUGUCAUCAAUACUACUCUAUCUACGGUAUCUACUCUAGUUUUUCAUGCGAACAUGUUUUACUCACCAUCUUCUCACAGAUGGUCUUUAUUUUGAUGUCUAUGUACUGUAAUCUGUAUUGUUCAUCACUCUCAGGUUCAUAUUGAAAGUACUGAACAGAUGAUGUUGAUAUUCUUGUAGUUUUUAAAGGAGUAUUUCACCCUUAGAAACAUUAAUCUUUAUUGAAAGUGUGUCGUAUUUGUAGUCGAAAUGUAACAUACAUUUAGAAUUUGGUGCCUAUUUGACGGAGAAAAGGUGUGUUUGUAGUCUCACCCCCUCAACAAAGAUAUUGGACUUCCUUCUUUCAAUGAUGCAAAAUGAUGAUUUUUACAUCAUUGAAAGAAGGAAGUGCAACACUGAAAUCUGUAUUUCUCCUGUCUCAGCGGCAACUGAGGAAAUGAUGCAUGACCAUUCAAAAACAUGACUACAAAGAUUAAUGCAAAUGGGUGAAGUGUCCCUUUAACGGCAUGCAGAUGUCAAGACCACAUAGCAACACCUACGGUCUGUGUUUCAAAUCAUUUUCUGCUGAUUGAAGACUUGUUUACAUUUUAAGUGUUAAAAGAAUGAGUUUUUAGCUUUUUUUAAAUUUACAUUCAUAUAGUCAAUCUCUGUGUUAAUGUUACACCAUAAAUGUGUUUAUAGUUGAUGGGUAAUCUUUAAGGUAUUAUGUUGACUUCUUUCACAGAAUGAAAUAUUGAUAAGCAUUUUUGUACAUUUUUAAGACAAACAGGCAAAAAAUGAGAAAGGUAUAAAGCUAAUUGGACUACAGAAAACAUCCAUCUCAAAAACUACAGCAGUUAUAAUGACACAUUAAGAUGAUAAACGCGUGGAGGUUGACCCUUCACAUAACUCCACCUCAUCCAGCAUUUUCAUAAUCAUCUAAAAACUGCAUAAAUAUUCUAUGGUUUGCAUCAAUUGUUUCCUGUUUUUAUUUUUUAAGGCUUUUGGUGGAAACGUGUAUCAUUGUCAAUGUUGCAGAUAUGUCAAAACAGCUCCAUUUCAUCACAAUGUUUACAAACUCACUUCUGCAAAUGUUUUAUGUACAAAAGGUUUGCGUAUGAUAACACGCUGCGGUGUAUUUACUGAUCUUCACUUUGCAUUCUUUUAAGAAAUG